CUCCGCUCAGUAGACAGCUAGCCCGAGCUACUCUCCCAGUCGCCUGAUGAAGCUACUGCAGGCAGCGGAAAAACCAACCUGGAAUUUAUAGAGCGAAUAUUGCAAUCUGGCAAUGCGGAAAUAGAUGGACGUUUCAUGUCACCGAGUUGGCAUUCCACUCCUGGACUGAAGACCUGAGAGUUAGCGCCAGAGAAAAAAGGAUUGCAAUUCAGAGACAUAAUAUUCAACUCUUCUUUUUCUAUUGUUUAUAGUGGUUCUUCGGUGUGUUAUUUCCAGUGGUAUAUAGCGCCAUACUUUCUGGUGCAUGGACAGACACACAGAGGAGGAUCUGUUAACCCCUAACCAUACAAAAGUGGGGUUGUAUUUCUUCCGGUGGAUCAAAGUAAAUUACUUUCAAAUCUUGCAUCAACAUGGACGUGUUGGCGAAUUACAGUAUUUUUCAGGAACUCCAACUCGUGCAUGACACUGGCUAUUUCUCUGCAAUGCCUUCGCUGGAGGAGAACUGGCAGCAGACGUGCCUGGAGUUGGAGCGGUACCUGCAGACGGAGCCCAAGCGUCUAUCAGAGCUGUUUGACGAGGAGCUCGACUGCCUCCUGACGCCUGCCUUCGUGGAGGGUGCUGACAGUGACCUGAUGGAUCCCCUGGACCCACUCCUCCCCAGCCCCCCUCCCCUCCUCGUCUCCCUCCCCAAGGUCCUACAUGCCCCACACCUCCACAACACCAAGGCCUCUGAAAAAGAGUCUGGAGCAAAGAACACCAAGGAGGGGGUCAACGGGGUCAACGCUGCCCAGCUGAGUGCCGUCACCUCCCUCACGCCGCCUUCCUCGCCGGAGCUGGGCCGCCACCUGGUCAAGCCCACGCAGACUCUCACCGCUACAGCCGACGGCACGCUCACGCUCAAACUGGUGGCCAAGAAGGUUGGUCUGAACGCAGCCAAGCUGGUGGCCAUGCACGCCACACUACCCUCGCCGCCCAGUAGGGGGGCACACAGUGACAGCGAGCAGGGGUCUGGGUCGCUGGGGGGAGAUAUCCCUGAGAACAAGAAGAGAGUCCAUCGCUGCCAGUUCAACGGCUGCAGGAAGGUUUACACCAAGAGUUCCCAUCUGAAGGCCCACCAGAGAACACACACAGGUGAGAAGCCGUACAAGUGCUCCUGGGAGGGCUGUGAGUGGCGUUUCGCCCGGAGCGAUGAGUUGACAAGGCACUAUCGCAAACACACCGGGGCCAAACCAUUCAAGUGUAACCACUGUGACAGGUGUUUCUCCAGGUCCGAUCACUUGGCGCUGCACAUGAAGAGGCACAUCUAAGAGAGAGGGAGGAGGAGAGCGGGGAAGAAGAGCGAGAGAAGGGAGAUAGGAGAGAAGAUGAAGUAGGCAGGAGGGAACCACACACCAGCUCCAGCUCUCACCAUCCCGAGGCUGCCCCUGCCACCUGAGACCUGACACCAGAAGCAUAGCAUGGGGGAUGACACGCUGGACGGAUGUAAGCCACGACCCAGGAUGGACCCAUGGUCAGCGAGGACAGAUGGAGUGAUGGAGGGAAAGAGAAGGAGGAGGAGGAGCUUGUUGUUGUUUUUUAAUUCACACUUUGUGAUUCACACAUCUCUCUUUUAUUGCAUCCUCUGAUUAGCCAUGCCUUGGUCUGAUCCAAGUCUGGUAACUCAGACACUGCCAAACCAAUACGCUGAUCCAGUUACGACCCAUUUACACUCUACUGUUUAUUUACAUUUAAACUAUAGAGCGACUUGGGAAAGGAGAUGGUUCACCCAGAAUAAACUGAUAAACUUUGACACGCCAAUCGUCAGUGACUUGCAGAAGCAACGAUGGGCAUCCCAAACCAACAGCAACUAUUGCCCGUUUUAUUCUGGUGUGCUGUUUCCCAAUCCUAUCACAAUGUUUUCGGGGUGUCUCUACCCUCACCAAGCCGUGUGAAAUAACAACAAUGCCAGAAUAGCGAGAAGAGAGAGACCAAUGGAACUAGUGGCCAAUCCGUCAGUGUCGCCCCCUGUCUGUGGGAGGAGGGUCUGACACUUCAGAGAGUGAGCUCUGUGACCCUGAUGCGGACUUCUCAGGCUCUCCUGUAGGAGGCGCUCUGCUCUUCUCUCUCACCUUCACUCCUGCCACCUCACAGGCAACAUCUAACAGAUGCGCAGCGACACUUUCUUGCCUUUGUUUUUUAAAGACAAUGAAUUAUUAUUAUUAAGAAUAAAGGUCUGUUUUCUCUGAAAUGUCUUAAAAAUUCACUGAAGGAAAAAAACUAAAACCGUUUAUGUACAAACGAAGAACAAUGUGCUCAUUCAAGGGAGGAACAACGAAUAAACCUACCCCGACCCGUAUGCACAGGCUAAACUCAGUAGCCGCUAUCUAGCACUGAUAGCUAAGAAGAUGGAAAAACAAAAAAGAAAUCACAUGAACGCUGAAAGAAAAAGGAUUUGUAUUGUUGGCCUGAUAUUAAAGGAAAGGCCGUCUGUUUUCCACUCUGUGUUUUUCUCCGAUGCGAUCCAGCUGAAAACAAACCUUGGCGUGACCUUCGAGGCUUCAUCACCAAGCCAGGACCAGAACAGAACAGAAAACUGGAAAAUGUUUGCUUUGUUUGUGUGGAUUGUGGAACUCCACCAUCUCCCAUAGGAAACCCCUAUCUCCUCCAGUAUGGAGGGGCCUGGGAGGCUGGUCUGCUGUGACCACAUCCCCUGUUUGGGAGACUAGGGACCUGAUAGGCUACUGGACAUGAAUCUGGGUAUUAGAAAGGACAACAUGGCCUCAUCAUCCCAGAGGGACUUGCCUGUUUCGUAUCCAUUGUCCACACUGACUUUUUCAAUGUUAUCUGUGCUUUUUUUCAUACAGUACAACAAAAAAAACUGAAAAAUAAUACAAAAUAAAAAACACUCAAAAAAAUACUACACAAAAAACCCGAUUCCGUCUCUCUCACACCGUACAGGCACGUAGACACACCAACACACAGAACAGUUUGCUCAUGGCUCCACUUUGAGAUAAGGAAAAUAUAUGAUUGAGUUAAUGAACAGACUUGGAAAGCAAAACACUGCAUGGCAGCUUCUCACACUCGGAUCGCUUCCCGGAAUCAUUUGUUCUGCUCCAAAUUUUUCACAGUAGGAUUUUUAGCAAUUGUUGUUUUGUAGAUGAAGAUCUGAUUCCGCUGGAGGUAACGGCUUUGAAGUGAGAAAACGAGCUCAUUCUCAUGUUCAAACAAUCUCAGUCUCUGUAUGUUAACAAUCAGCUUCAACAGCAUGGGACCAGAUUCCUCUGCCCCAGGUCUAUGAAGUCUUACAUAGCCUUGCAAUCAGGGCAUUAAUACCAAUACCACUGUCACUAUUACUGUACCCACAAACUUCCCCCCUCACAUAAACCCUGGCCUCCUCACAUCAGUUGUAAUGGCUGCUGUAUCAGAAUAGAUGCCAUUACUGUCUCUAUAGUAAUGUGUAUGUUUCAGCCUUGCCAGACUCUCCUAGACGGUCCCAGAACUGCCCUCAUGGGGCCGGUGGAGCUCAGAACAAUCGAUACCAAAAACCUCCAGCGCGGAACUGCCCUCGAGCCACGGGCAGGGUCUGGCAUAGAACACAGCGGCAUCUGGGAAGCCGACCGUCUCCAUACUAGGCCUCUUAGCACCACCGCGGCAGCUUUCUAUACAAACACAAAACAAGACAAGUCUCUCGACAACAAGACGAUGUAAAACAAGACAAGUCUCUCGACAACAAGACGAUGUAAAACAAGAGAUUGAGAUGAUCUUUGUGUUUUGAUUCCACUUUUUAGUUGGAACUUCUUCCUUGUUGUUUUGUUGUGGUUUUAACGCUACAAUUAUUAUUUUUGUUGCCAUGGUGGAUGAUGCAAGGUCAUGCCAAAAUGUAAGAAAUGCAGGGGUGCGGGUUUUGAACAACCCCCCCCCCCUUCUAUGUACAAUCAUGUAGGGUUUGUUUGUGGCGCUUUGUGCAGGAUAGGCGAUGGUAUGUCUGAGUGUGUCUGAGUGUGUCUGAAUGUGUCUGAGUGUGUCUGAGUGUGUCUGAGUGUGUCUGAGUGUGUCUGAGUAUGUCUGAGUGUGUCUGAGUGUGUCUGAGUGUGUCUGAGUGUGUCUGAGUAUGUCUGAGUAUGUCUGAGUGUGUCUGAGUGUGUCCCAAUGCAAACUAUAGCACGGCACAUCCGUUGGAAACAUUGUGAAUUUAAUUUGCGUUGUGAGAAAAAAAUACUACCAGUAGACUGGUGGCCUAACUAACAGUGUGGGAGACUGGGAUUGUACUGUGUGUUGGUUGAUCCAUUCACUUUAACAGAGCUUUCGAUCUAUCUAGCAAUGGCUGACAAUAUUGCUUUUGUUUUGUUUCUGACGUUUUAUUUUCUCUUCAAACCACUCAAAUCACGUUCAUUUGGGAUCACAGAGCAGAACAAUGGAUAAAAACAACUAUUAAAACUCAAACCAUACGUCAUGCACUUCAAUGGCCCCUCCAAUAGGUUCAGCAAAUGAAAACUCUUAAAACACUCUUAUGUUCUAUCAGAUGUUCACUUCUGGUUGGAGACUUUUCUACAGCUCCCGCUGCAGAAACGCCUGGAUACAGUAAACAGGAAAUGGAUACAGCAGACAUGGUCAUUUAGCCCGUAACAGGCCUACAUGCUAAAAAGAUAGCAGCACACAGUUUAAAUAUAUCCAAAUUAGCCCAACUUUAGUCCCCUUGCGUACACACUGACAGAUCUCAAACCCCACUUCAAAUGAAAAGUCCUAUUCUAUUUCUGUCCUGUGGCAUUCCCACCAGAAGUAGCUAGCUAGCCCUCUUCCCCUUUCCCUCGCCUGUUAAAACACUGCUUGCUGCCAUGGAGAUGCUCCUAUGUAGUUUCCUGGGCGCUAGUAUCCCACAGCUCUGAUUAGCAUUAGCGCUGCAGGCUGCUCUGUGGAGGCUCCUCUAGUCUCUCCAGUCGCACUCCACUAAUGAGAAAGGCAUUUGGUCACAGGGAAACAGAGGUCUAGGGGGAAAAAACAUAAGGGACCACGAGCCAAAAUGGUUUCAUUUCAACGGUCCUCAGUACGUUACGAACCCAGUGGGCAAUCUGCCACAGAGAAAACACGAGUACAUUAGUAGCAGCUUAUCGUAAAGCCAGAAAGUUAUUGAAGUUGAAGAGAUUUUUUUUGACAAAGACAAAAAUUGUUUACCCCCGAGUUUAACCAAAUGAUAAUGAAAUUAGCCCUGCUUUUUAUCUCAUGGAUUAGCGAUUUGAAAUGAGAUUUUGAUGAAUCUCUCUCUCUCUCCCUCUCUCCCUCUCUCUCUCCCUCCCUCCCUCUCUCUCUCUCUCUACAACCCCACAGUAGUGAUCCAUGCACAAUCAACUGCAGGAACGCUGGAUACACACCUAUACGCUUCCACCCAAAGAUUUUAGUAAAUUGCUGUGAAUAAAAAUAGAGAGAGAGAGAGAGAGAAUUAAAUUGUUUUACUGUCCACUACAAUUCCACCAUUAUUGUCCCCCUCCCCAACCCCUCCCCAACCCCUCCCCAACCCUGACCCAACCCUGACCCAACCCCCUCCCCAACCCUGACCCAACCCUGACCCAACUUCUUCCUGCAUUGCAAUCUUGUUUGAUGUUCAGUGUGGCUGAACUCAUUGUCCGUUCGUGGUUGUAAAACAUGGUUGUGUAGUCUCUUUAGGGUGCCCAAUUCAAGGGCGACUUAACUAGCACCCUACCAAUUCUAAUGUAGACUUAGUUUCCCAUAGCUUAGUACAGUGGAGUGUAAUACUUCAAACGGUCACGUCUGAGGUGGAACACCAAGUCUACGUUGGGUUAAGCGUUUGGAAAACCAUCCCGAGAACGAUGGUGUCAUACACCUACCUACCUUCAGCGUUCUCCAAACAUGAAGCCUCACACGUUCGGUCCCCAUGAGGUAAGGUGGUCGCUUUGGUGAGGCUUCUGGCAGCUUUGUAGAUACAUCUAGUAAUAGUUCUCCCACUCAGUGGCUUCACAAAGGGUAACAACAAACUUAAAGGGGUUUUGUUCACUACUAGGCAACAGUGCUUCAGCAUUUAAACACAUACAUACAUCUCACACAAUCUUUUAAUGUUCCUGUUCUUCUAGAUUCCCAACCAUUUCACUACAUUGACUUACUGUGCACACUCCAUAGUGUACCUAUUUACUUACUGCUAGUUUAGUCUGUUGGAACACUCAAAUGUCAAAUAUCCACUUAACAUAUUGUGACACUUCCUGAUACACUUAACCACAAGAACCAAUUGGGAGGAGACCAAUUAGAUGGUUUCUUUUUAGAUAUUAGCCAAUCAAACUGAUGGGUAACUACUAUACUAUGGACCCUCCACUGUCAUCAACUGGGCAAUAUCAACUGGGCAUGUUCAUUACUGUCUACUUUUUAAAGGAAGGAGACGUCCUACUUUCAACAGGUGACUAAUGUCUUCCUGAACUCAUGGUUCUUGUGGGUGCACCUGCAUCAGGGAGUGAGUCUGUAUCUGCUGUGUUUGUCCAUAUUUAAUGUGGCAGUAUAUAAGGGAUUGACAAAUAUCCCACCCCCUGUGUCUUUCUGUAUCCCUCCACCUCAUCCCCACUUUCCCUUCAACCCCAAUCCUACUCCAUCCAACUCUGGGGCCCAGGCAUCAUACUCUGAACAGUACAUAGAUAGAGGAAUAGACCCUGUGGGACUUAGUCCCCCUGAGAUGUUUUGUCCCCUCAGACUUGCUAGUAUCUAGUGCAGAGUACUCUAGAGUUCUAUUGUAUUCCCAAUUCUAGAAUCUAGAGUUCUCUUCACCCUCUGUCAAGUGGAGAGUCGUGGUUAGAGAGACAGCACCAGGAUGUCCAACUCAGUCAAAGGGCCAGCAAUAGAAAUACAAUUAGUAGAACGGACAUCUCUAUUCAAGUCAAGUCAUUCUAUUUCUAUGGGACCACCCACCCAGCCAACAACACACCUCAGUCUGAGAGCAGAGAUAAACCCCAAGGCUUUUCUCAGACCGUCAACAGUACAUCUGAGCCUCCACGUGGUAGUCUAGUCCCAGUCCAGCCUCUACACCUGGUCAGUCUGACAGUGGAACACCUUUCCUAUUGUCACCUCUCUGUCAUUCAUUCCUUCUGCAGGGGCCCCAUAAUGCCAACAACACAAUCACUUCUCCUUCCUACCAGACUUCUCCACUUCUCCAUCCAUCCCUCCCUCACUCCAUAAUGCCAACAACACCAUCACCUCUACUUCCUACCAGACUCCUCCACCUCUGCUCUGCAUCCAUCCCUCCAUCCCUCCCUCACUCCAUAACCUCAGCAACACCAUCACAUCUCCUUCCUACCAGACUCCUCCACCUCUGCUCUGCAUCCAUCCCUCCCUCCCUCCAUAAUGCCAACAACACCAUCACCUCUCCUUCCUACCAGACUCCUCCACCACUCCCUCCAUCCCUCCUCCAUCCCUCCAUAAUGCCAACAACACCAUCACCUCUCCUUCCUACCAGACUUCUCCACUUCUCCAUCCAUCCCUCCCUCACUCCAUAAUGCCAACAACACCAUCACCUCUACUUCCUACCAGACUCCUCCACCUCUGCUCUGCAUCCAUCCCUCCAUCCCUCCCUCACUCCAUAACCUCAGCAACACCAUCACAUCUCCUUCAUACCAGACUCCUCCACCUCUGCAUCCAUCCCUCCCUACAUAACCCCAACAACACCAUCACCUCUCCUUUCUACCAGACUCCUCCACCACUCCCUCCAUCCCUCCUCCAUCCCUCCAUAAUGCCAACAACACCAUCACCUCUACUUCCUACCAGACUCCUCCACCUCUGCUCUGCAUCCAUCCCUCCAUCCCUCCCUCACUCCAUAACCUCAGCAACACCAUCACAUCUCCUUCCUACCAGACUCCUCCACCUCUGCAUCCAUCCCUCCCUACAUAACCCCAACAACACCAUCACCUCUCCUUUCUACCAGACUCCUCCACCACUCCCUCCAUCCCUCCUCCAUCCCUACAUAACCCCAACAACACCAUCACCUCUCCUUCCUACCAGACUCCUCCACCACUCCCUCCAUCCCUCCUCCAUCCCUCCAUAAUGCCAACAACACCAUCACCUCACCUUCCUUCCAGACUCCUCCCUCCAUAAUUCCAACAACACCAUCACCUCUCCUUCCUACCAGACUCUUCCCUCCCUCUAUAAUGCCAACAACACCAUAACCUCUCCUUCCUACCAGACUCCUCCCUCCCUUCAUAAUACCAACAACACCAUCACCUCUCCUUCCUACCAGACUCCUCCCUCCCUUCAUAAUACCAACAACACCAUCACCUCUCCUUCCUACCAGGCUCCUCUCCCUCACUCCAUAACGCCAACAACACCAUCACCUCUCCUUCCUACCAGACUCCUCCACCUCUGCUCUGCAUCCAUCCAUCCCUCCCUCCCUCCCUCACUCCAUAACGCCAACAACACCAUCACCUCUCCUUCCUACCAGACUCCUCCACCUCUGCUCUGCAUCCAUCCCUCCCUCUCUCCCUCACUCCAUAACGCCAACAACACCAUCACCUCUCCUUCCUACCAGACUCCUCCACCUCUGCUCUGCAUCCAUCCCUCCCUCUCUCCCUCACUCCAUAACGCCAACAACACCAUCACCUCUCCUUCCUACCAGACUCCUCCACCUCUGCUCUGCAUCCAUCCCUCCCUCUCUCCCUCACUCCAUAACGCCAACAACACCAUCACCUCUCCUUCCUACCAGACUCCUCCACCUCUGCUCUGCAUCCAUCCCUCCCUCUCUCCCUCACUCCAUAACGCCAACAACACCAUCACCUCUCCUUCCUACCAGACUCCUCCACCUCUGCUCUGCAUCCAUCCCUCCUCCAUCCCUCCAUAAUGCCAACAACACCAUCACCUCUCCUUCCUACCAGACUCCUCCACCACUCCCUCCAUCCCUCCAUAAUGCCAACAACACCAUCAUCUCCCUUUCCUACCAGGCUCCUCUCCAUCCCUCCAUAAUGCCAACAACACCAUCACCUCUCCUUCCUACCAGGCUCAUCCCUCCCUCCAUAAUGCCAACAACACCAUCACCUCUCCUUCCUACCAGACUCCCUCCCUCCAUAAUGCCAACAACACCAUCACCUCUCCUUCCUACCAGACUCCCUCCCUCCAUAAUGCCAACAACACCAUCACCUCUCCUUUCUUCCAGACUCAUCAGCCUCCACUCCUCACCCCUCCCUCUCUCCCUCCUUACACCUCCUUCUUUCUCUCUGUCUCUCCCUCCAUUCCUCCACCUCUCCCACCACCCCUCCCUCAUUCCCUCCUCCCCCCUCCACUUUCUUUCCGCUUGCUCCUGUCAUGGUCAAUUACUUUUGGUUUUCUCUUGGGUUCUUUAUUUCCUGGUUUACAUUUUUUUCUGUACAAAGUGUUUUAAAUAUUAUUAUUUGUAUUAUAUGAUGUUAGUAUGGUAAUGUUCUUUAUUAAGGAAGAAGAAAAAUUUAUUUUUGUUACUGGUCUGUUUCAUAAUUCUUUUUUAAAUUGGUAUUGUAAGAUAUCUAUGCAAGAGCUGUUCAGUGGAGCAUUUUUAUUUAAGAAUGUCCUAUGUGUAAUAAAUGGUAGAAUCUG
Molecule: messenger RNA, 9531 nt
Organism: Oncorhynchus nerka (sockeye salmon)
Lineage: Eukaryota; Metazoa; Chordata; Actinopteri; Salmoniformes; Salmonidae
Product: Krueppel-like factor 7
Exons: 4
Coding region: 411-1307 (298 amino acids)
Biological process (GO): regulation of transcription by RNA polymerase II
Molecular function (GO): RNA polymerase II cis-regulatory region sequence-specific DNA binding; DNA-binding transcription factor activity, RNA polymerase II-specific
Source: RefSeq, a predicted model, not a curated record